Molecule: messenger RNA, 4033 nt
Organism: Myxocyprinus asiaticus (Chinese sucker)
Lineage: Eukaryota; Metazoa; Chordata; Actinopteri; Cypriniformes; Catostomidae
Product: SERTA domain-containing protein 4-like
Exons: 4
Coding region: 514-1473 (319 amino acids)
Cellular component (GO): nucleus
Source: RefSeq, a predicted model, not a curated record
UCCCGGGCAUAAGUUAAACGCAUCUCCUCUGACCAAAACCAGACACCCAAACCACAGGGGAAGCGCUGCUGCUAGGACGGGACGCGACGGAUCCUGAGCUGAAAGGUGCUGCUGUUUAUUCUGAGGAAUGGGGCAAAGCUGGUCGUGUUCACAGACGUUAACGAGCCUAGUUCAAAGCGAACACUGCAACGUUGCACCGUCUGCCGUUGAGGUCACUGUGGCACAAAGCAAGGCGACCUGCGCGGUCACAGCGGAGAUUCCGUGACAUUACAGCGGCUUUGUUCGGGCGCUAAUUGAUGCGAAGGCACACUGCUUUGUCGUCGAAUGUGAUCAUUUAUCGGGAGGCUUGCGCUAAUGGAUCGUGGACAAGUAGAAUGAACGCAGCUGAACAACAGCACCGCAACCCACCGGAGGAAAACUAGACUGUGUGCAUAACGAUAUACCUGAUUACCUAUUUAGAACAAGACGUCAAGUCCAGACAUCAACACAGUUAAAGAACUGUGAGGUGAAACCAUGGCUUUAGUCCUCUCUAUGAACCCCUUUUGUGAACCUGAGGCCGAAGCCCCGCCACCAAUCUACCAGCCAAUCUGGGAGUCUGAGCAUUGCAGCAAAAGAUGUGUCUCAACAUCCUCAUCACCAGGGGGCGACACCCAAAGGCUUAUAGAAGAGCCCCAUUACAGACGAGCCUCUGAUCAUAUGGUGGAUCGUGUGGCUGUAUCACGGAUCUCUUAUUUUAAGAGGAAAUUUGUUGAGGAUGAAGAACCUGUACUGAGAUUCAGGAGUUACUGUCACACUCAGGUGUCACCCGUGCUGGAAGAGCGUGCUCACAUUCUCCGUCUCUCUCUUGAGAAGCUGCGUUUCAUGGAUGACCCUGAGUCCUUCUUACGGCGCUCCGUGCUCAUCAACAACCUCCUCCGGCGUCUCAGAAACGAAAUCCUGCUUCAGAGAGACUGGUGCUUCACGUCGGGCCCCACGGCCACACCCUGCCCUCGCCAAACCUCAGCCACAAACACACCUCUCCCCCCUCCUGCACUGCAGCCCUGCAUGACGCCGCCAAGGCCAUACCGCAAACGUCUGCGUCUGCUGAGGAGGGAGGGGCCGGAGUGUGUCCCUGCAUGCUGCUGUUUAUACGCAGCUGGUCACUACCUCCAGCUUCCCCUGUCAAUGUAUGAACAGGAUGUAUACUCCAACUCCCACCCAUCUUCAUCAUCUUCAUCAACAUCAUCGGUUAGAUUUCCACAGCUGGUGGAUGAGGAGGAGGAGGACAGUGAUGAGGAAGAGGAGUUGGACUCUGUUUGUCCUAUGCUGGCUCGGCAUCAAACUGAAACCAGAGAGCAGAACAGAACAUGGGAGAGUCUAAGGGUGCAGAGUCACAGGGAUGAGAAGACCUUGGAGAAAGAGAGAGAGGGGGGCAAAGAGAGAAACAGAGAGAAGGUUAGAGGAGGGGAGGUUACAGUAGGUGUUUCACAGUGAUGGCUUUCAGAUGCUACUGGGACUGGACACCAGGGGGCCCUAGCGAGGGCUCACAUGUGGGGGAAACACUUGCUGUGGAAACAAGGUUAGAAACUGGUUUCCAACAGCCUUUUAGAUCUGUUAGAAACACUAGUAUAUAACAGGAAUCCCAGCUGAAAAGAUCAGCAUGGCUGGUCACCAGCAUAUUGUGUUUUGGAUGUUAGAAUGCUAGUUUCCCCACCAGGCUUCUUAACUAGCUUAACCAACUAAUUGGUAAACUAACUUCACCAGAAACAACAGCUUUUCCACCAUCAGGCCAAACUGUUCUGAGCAUGGUGAGUAACCGUUUCAGUAGCAUUUCUACUUGAGCAGGGCUCGGUAUAGUUUGAUUACAAACCGUACCCGGCCUGGAAAUCUCAGCAUGUUUAACAAACCAUACUCAGGUUAGAGAACCGUUCUGGGGUGCUUUUCCAUACAAUGACGUUACUCACUGCUUAACCACCAUAGUACCAUUCAUCUUUGGAAAAAUUAACUAGCUAGUCACGACUGUUUCUCAAAACCGUAGUUACUAUGCCGCACAUCCAUCGUUCGAACCACGUUGGUUCAACAAUAUAGAGUUGUCGUUAAUGACGUUACACAGGGGGUGGAGUAAUAAUUACUGCAAAUAUUAAAUUAUAAUAGCUUAUUUACGCAUACACCAGAAAGCCAUUUAAUGCGAGUAAGCUGCUGAAGACACAAAAGCGGCAUGCACUUUGUAAUGCCACAGAUACAUUGCUCUGCAAUAGCUUGGUUUCCCUCUACAUCAGACUUUGGGGUUCCCCUGACACACUUGAGCAAAUAUGCACAUGCUCACUCUUCAAAAACAUUUUAACACCACUUAUGCAUUAACAUAACAAAUAAAAGCCGUAUUCUCCGACAGAAACUGUGUGAUAAAGUGCUUUCUUUUAACAGACUUUAAUCCCUUAAACGGCUGCAUUUGUGUUUACAUGACGUUUCAGAACGCCACUUUCUGCAAAACCCCAGAAUAAAUCCUUUUUUUAAACGCAUGAAAACAUGGUCAAAAUCUUGACAGAAUGAAAGGUAAAUAUGGAAUUUAAGAUAAAGAAGCCUCAUUGAAGUGAAAUUAUGUCCACACAGCAAACUUACAGGGAACUAUGCUUCUUACAACAGGUAAAAAGCUGCAGUUCAAACCACACAAAUUUUUUAUGUUGUUUGUGAAUGUUCAUUGGAAAUAUGGUUUCGGGAAACUCCAACUGUUUAAACUGUGCUGGUAUGAUGAAACUUAAGACCAUAGUUGGCUAACGAUGCUUUUGGGAAGCGCACCCCUGGUGAAAGGCCUGUAGUGACGUGGCGAUUCACAAUUGGUCACUUGCUCAGUCAGUCCAUUGUAAUCCUGAUUUCACAGCACUACAGUGGAAAAAGAAACCAUAUCCAUGCCAACGAGCCCAGAACAGAAUGGAACGGCUCAGUUCUGCAACAAAACCCGUUUGGCCUGAUGGUGGAAAUGCAGUUAUUGUGUUGGCCAACCAACUUCACCAGCUAAGUUUUGCAGGUGAAAAGCAUGGCUGGGCUGGUCCAACAACUAGAUCAGCUCUAGAUGACCACUAACCAUCAUACCAACAAGCGUGCACCAGCUUGGAAUUUCAUGCUGGCCUAAGCUGGUCUUUUCAGAUAGGGUUGUGAGAAACUACCAAUAUUUUUUUUGUAUUAUUAUUAUUAUUAUUUCUACCUACUUUUGUACUUCUCAGAUUGCUCAAUACAACACAAAACGAGGGACAGCAAAUUCACAGAUAGUUCGUCUCUUGUGAAAAUUACCGUACUGUGCCUUAAAUGUUAACUUGUUUAAUCUGUUUGCUGUGUUUGUGGAUAUUUGUGACUGAACCAGUUAAAUCCACAAAGAUGUUUUUUGUAAAAAAAAAAAAAUAAAAAAAACAUAAAUAAAAUAAAAUAAAAGGAAGGGAGCAAAAGAAAGAGAUAAAUAUUUAGAAAUUUAGAAAAGCUUAAAAAAUGUUUGAAUAUCGUAGGCACAUGAGAAAUGCAUGACAUGGGUUGCUGACGAUCAUCUUGUUUACAUGCAGUGGAUUUUUACAAAGAAUGCAUGAGGCCCUGAAAGUGGCCAUAAUGUUUAAAAUAUUCCUAAUCCUUUUAGCACCCUGAACGUUUGAGUAUUUUGACAUUCAAGAGACAAAGCCUCCUAAUCGACUCCACACCAGCUGACAGUAUCACAGACAAAUACCUCAAAAUAAAGACAUUUAAGUCUAUUGUCUUGAGGUCCCCACUGAUUCAAGUCAUUAUUUGCAUGGUACAAAUGAGAGCAGAGCAUUCUCAUUUUGUGUUUUCACACAUUUUUCUUUUUUUCUUUUUUUUUUUCUAGGAUGUUUAUGCAGUUUCUUUACAGUUUUUUUGUAUUUCUUAAAAUAGAUAACGGCAGACCCUUAGACAUGAGUACAACGUAUACAAGCAACAGUGUUGAAAAGGAAUAAGGCUGGGACAGUUUGCUUGAAAUCUUAAACAUUGUUCAGUUCGGAUGUGUGUGUUACAUUUGUGAAAUAUGUUCAGAAUAAAGGAAUUAUCAUUCCCA